AUGGGCUUGAGCAGGAAGUUGUGAUGGAAAGAAGGACAGAUGAGAGUCAGUUAGUGUAAUAUUCACCAUGGAUGAGGUCCUGCGGCUGUGUGUCUGCGUCUCACUCACUUUAUUCAUCACUAACGAGGCCGUCGCAGUGCGGAGAGUGUUUGUGCCUGAAGAUCACUUCCUGGUGUUGUCAUGUGACGGCCAAUCGGACGUGAAGUGGAGACAUGGAGGUGACAGGCUGAUCAAUGUGAACAGUUCCAAGCAAAAACUUUUUCCAGACGGCACGUUGUACAUCGAUGAUGUGGAGAUGAGCGACUCAGGCUUGUACUUCUGCAACGACGAACUCAUGGCUCACGUCACCGUACUCACAGAUUAUAAUGUGGUUGUGUGUGAAGGUGGAACUCUGUACCUGCGGUGUACGCUCCCUAAACAGCGCUGGGCUUUUAAAAACCCCACUGACCCGAGGAGAGAGUUCAUCUCCACACGCUUCAAGAACGGAACGGUUUUAAAAGAACGUCCAGACCCGGACUCCCGCUUCACACACAGCUUAAAGCAUCUACAGAUCCAAAACCUACAGCAGCUCGACUCAGGGACGUACUUCUGCAGCGGCAAAGACAUCGCGGUGGUCAAUGUCACGUCAGAGAGCGACACACUCCACUGUCCUGCUGCAGAAACAACAGAAUCAGGAAGUAACGUCCCUCACAGGCCUGGAAACGUGGUGCUGGUUGCAGUGCUCGCUCUGUGUGUGUUAGCCGUUGUUACGGUCGUCUUGCUCCUGGUAAUCAUGUGCCUGAAGUUCAGCAGCAGAAAAAAGCCCACAGCCUCCAAGCCAGAGGAAAGUGAGAGACAGCAACUGCAGGAGACACACUCUCAGGACGCUGAUGCAGUCACGCGUCUCUCGGCAGAUCGACUGCGGAGCGGUAAUGAUGAGAUCCACUAUGCGUCACUUGGGAGGCAGAACUGGAAACCACGAGGCUGGAAUCAACAGAGCAGGCAGCAGGUCAUCUACUCUACACUGCUGCUGACUCCUAAACACACACCUACACACACUCCAUAGAACACACACCUACACACACACACCAUAAAAAAUGUAACACACAGUGUAUAGAACACAUACAUAUAUAACCUGCAACCCCCCCACAACUACACACAGUACCCAGAACAC
Molecule: messenger RNA, 1153 nt
Organism: Clarias gariepinus (North African catfish)
Lineage: Eukaryota; Metazoa; Chordata; Actinopteri; Siluriformes; Clariidae
Product: low affinity immunoglobulin gamma Fc region receptor II-a-like
Exons: 9
Coding region: 68-1045 (325 amino acids)
Source: RefSeq, a predicted model, not a curated record